Rhagoletis pomonella (apple maggot) is the source of this 508-nucleotide messenger RNA. RefSeq lists its product as uncharacterized. NCBI's taxonomy places the organism in Eukaryota, Metazoa, Arthropoda, Insecta, Diptera, Tephritidae. The record is from RefSeq and is a predicted model, not a curated record. The coding region runs from base 56 to 508 and encodes 150 amino acids. The transcript is spliced from 3 exons.
AAUUAUUUUUGUGUUGUGGUUUUGUUAACAAUUUUAAUUUGCGAUUUUGUGUGCUAUGAACGAAAAUAAAGAAAAAGACAAGAAAAAGUCGCGAGUUCCUCGAGCACGGAGAUCUGCGAAUUGGUCGGCGGAGGAGACGUUGCGCUUUGUGCGCGCACUUGUUGAUGUCGGUCGCGAUGGCAUUUUAAAUCAGGCGACAAACGGUUGCACGCCAGAGCAACGGGCCCAGGAGUAUCGGAAAAUCGCGAAUAUAUUGAACGCCGAGCGCGCUUCUACGGGAAUUGUUCGCGAACCACUACAUCUGCAGAAUCGGUUCAAGCAAAUAAAGCAGUAUUUGCAGACAUAUUCGACAUGGCAGUGGCAAGUUUCAAUGGGAACUGGUGGCGGACUUGCGAAACCCAUGCCAGUGUCUUUAACCCGAUAUGGUAAUUUAUGGAAGUUCGGCAAACAGCAAAGAGCACUCACUGCUGAAUACGGAAGCAUUGCCCGAAACACAAAUGCCGGAUGA